UGCGCGAGUACAACCCGGGACCCCGUCUGUCCCGCGGCCGCUUCCUCCCCCCUCCCACCCUCUUCCUUCCGCUCGGAUCUCGCGCGCGGCGGAGAUAACACCGAGCCACCUUUUCAGCCCUCUCAUCCGCGCGGAUGAGCGGCGGCUCGGCCCCCCUCCCCUACUCGAUGCGAGAUGUGGAUGGCGGCGCCUACAACAACGCCAAGUUCCGCCAACGAUCUCGCCUCAAGAUGGUUACCCAGGCUCUUAUUUCUAAGAGCAGCAAGUAUCAAUUUGGAAAAUUCACCCUUGGGAAAUUCUUGAGUCUUUUAAUGGUUUCUGGCUUAAUAUACUUGGUUGCGCACAAAAGUUCUAAGGGUUUUGUAUCUGGUGAGCUCCAUGACAAAGAAGUAGAGAGUAGACAUGCGAGUAAAGAUUCUCCCACUACCCGUACAUUCUGGAGAAAGCCACCAAGGCUACCUCCACGUCUUCCUCCAAAUGAAAUAUAUAAGAACAGUUCAAUGCUUCACCACCCCCCUUCAUCCGAGUGGACAUCCAGGCAGAAGAAAGUUAAAGAAGCAUUCGGACAUGCAUGGUCUGGCUACCGAAAUUAUGCGAUGGGUCAUGAUGAGCUUAUGCCUUUGAGUCGCAGAGGUGUAGACGGAUUAGGUGGUCUAGGUGCUACUGUUGUGGAUUCUUUAGACACUGCAAUAAUAAUGGGUGCCGACGAUAUUGUGUCUGAAGCAUCAAAAUGGAUUGAAGACAACCUAAUGAAAAAGAUCAGCGAGAAAGGGCAGGUCAACUUAUUUGAAACCACUAUCCGUGUCUUGGGAGGGCUUCUUAGUGCGUAUCAUUUGAGUGGUGGAGACCAAGCAGGAGGAGGUGAUUCCGGGAUAGCAGUAACACCUAACAAGACUAAUCCAGAUCGUCUUCUGGCAGUCUCAAAGGAUUUAGCAGACAGAUUAUUGUUAGCUUUUACAUCAAGUCCAUCAGCUAUACCUUUUAGCGACGUUGUUCUUCGUGAUCGUUCUGCACAUGCAUCCCCUGAUGGCUUAAGCAGUACCUCUGAGGCUACAACAUUGCAACUGGAGUUCAGUUACCUUAGCAGAAUAUCAGGAGAUCCAAAGUAUGACUCAGAGACAAUGAAGGUGUUGGAGCAUAUGCGAACACUCCCAACAGUGGAGGGUUUGGUGCCUAUUUAUAUUAAUCCCUACUCUGGCCAGUUUAGCGGAGAGAAUAUUCGACUAGGGUCGCGUGGUGACAGUUACUAUGAGUACCUAUUAAAAGUUUGGAUGCAGCAAGAAAAUUAUCGUAACACUAGCUUGAAGUAUCUAUUUGAAAUGUAUACGGAAGCGAUGAAAGGGGUCAAGCAUCUUCUUGUUCGAAAAACUACUCCAAAUGGGUUAGUUUUUGUUGGGGAGCUUCCAAAUGGACGAAAUGGUGCUUUUAGCCCUAAAAUGGAUCACCUGGUUUGUUUUCUUCCUGGCACCCUUGCUCUGGGUGCAACAAAGGGGAUCACUAAGAAAAAGGCUCUUGAAAGUAAUCUUCUAACUAAUGAAGACAUAGAAAAUCUUCAGCUUGCUGAAGAUCUGGCUAAAACUUGUGUCGAAAUGUACUUUGUGACUUCUACUGGACUUGCUCCUGAAAUUGCUUAUUUUCACAUUGAGGGUAAUCCUGAAGGUGGACCUGAUGGUGGGAACAAAAGUUCUGAAUAUAUUAGUGACAUCACAAUCAAGCCUCUUGAUCGUCACAACCUUUUACGCCCAGAGACUGUGGAAUCCCUGUUUGUUUUGCAUAGAAUCACAGAGGAUCCAAAGUAUAGGGAGUGGGGUUGGCAAAUUUUUCAGGCCUUUGAGAAGUAUACAAAAGUCGACUCUGGUGGUUAUACUUCACUGGAUGAUGUCACAAGCCUACCUCCACCUAGGAGAGACAAAAUGGAAACCUUCUUCCUGGGUGAAACAUUGAAGUACCUGUAUUUGCUGUUUGGUGAAAGUAAUAUUCUUCCACUGGACAAGUAUGUAUUUAAUACUGAGGCCCACCCACUUCCGGUCAUUCCCUCUGUGGUACAGGUAUACCCUUUCUCUCAAGAGAACUGCCCAUGCUUAUUUGCAAAGACAUUAGUGAUAACAUGGAUAAACUCUGUAGAACCACACAUGCAAGAUUUUUUCACAUAGUUGCGUGCUUUUGACACAAUGAUCACAAAUUACGCUUUUGUUAGCUUUUGACACAAUGAUCACAAAUUACGCUUUUAACAAAUUCCAUUCAAGUUAACAAACUCGAGGUCACACAUACACGUCGAUAUAUGCAACAGCUUAUUAUUGUCACUUGAUAGUAAGUGCUCACUGCUUGCAUCAAUUCCUGGAGUACAAUUAUUUAAACUUUGUGUUUGUGCUGAAAAUACCACUGAACCAUAACUUCAGUUGGCACACAUGCAUUAACAAGUGACCAUUUUCUUAAUUCUUGCCUUUCUCGUGACAGCAGUCACUGCCAUAUUACCUACCAAUAAACUAGCUUUGAGUAAAUUAUAUUAUUUACAGUGAAGACGAGCUCUUGAUUGAACAGGUAGAACAUGUAAUUUACAAUGGGAGUUUCAUGGAAAAUGGUUAAACUCGAGUGAGGUCACUGCCUUCCAUAACACAACCAAAGUAUGGAGAAGUGAGGUAAAGGACUGUCGAGCAUUUUCUUAAGAAAGAAUUGUCUGGUUCCACAGCUCUUUGAUUAAGGCUUAUCCAGUUUGUGCUAGUGGACAGUCUGCUAACUACGUGACUGGUAACUCUUUGAAAUUCUGGGGGAAGAGUAUAAGAAAGGCAACUGAUAACUCUUUGAAAUUCUGGGGGAAGAGUAUGAGAAAGACAAUUUUUUAUUUUGAAACUGCAUGAGAAAGACAAGUUGACAUUCAUGUAUUGCUGCAAGGCUGUCCUAGACUAACCAAAUUGCCCGAGUACACGGAAAAUGAAUUAAAGAUAAAAUGAUUCCACCGCCUUAAA
Molecule: messenger RNA, 2966 nt
Organism: Hordeum vulgare subsp. vulgare (domesticated barley)
Lineage: Eukaryota; Viridiplantae; Streptophyta; Magnoliopsida; Poales; Poaceae
Product: mannosyl-oligosaccharide 1,2-alpha-mannosidase MNS3
Exons: 7
Coding region: 135-2153 (672 amino acids)
Biological process (GO): carbohydrate metabolic process; N-glycan processing
Cellular component (GO): endosome; trans-Golgi network; membrane
Molecular function (GO): calcium ion binding; mannosyl-oligosaccharide 1,2-alpha-mannosidase activity
Source: RefSeq, a predicted model, not a curated record